Rhododendron vialii is the source of this 854-nucleotide messenger RNA. RefSeq lists its product as uncharacterized. NCBI's taxonomy places the organism in Eukaryota, Viridiplantae, Streptophyta, Magnoliopsida, Ericales, Ericaceae. The transcript has 4 exons. Gene Ontology annotation, cellular component: endoplasmic reticulum lumen. Gene Ontology annotation, molecular function: oxidoreductase activity. Bases 145 to 618 code for a protein of 157 amino acids. The record is from RefSeq and is a predicted model, not a curated record.
CAUACUUUCCACAAAGUGAAAUUUUUACCCCCAAAAGAUUUGCAAACUACAUUCUGCACCACAAUUUCUGUUAGAUUCGUUUCUCUCCUCGUCUCAUUCUCGCGUUUUAGAGAGAGAGAGAGAGAGAGGGAGAGGGAGAGAGAGAUGGGAUCGCUAUUGGUGUAUGCGAUAGUACUGCUUGCGAUACCUUUGGGCUCAAGAGCAGAACAAUUGAGCUCCAAAGAGUGCGAAAGCUUAGGCUUCACGGGUCUUGCCCUGUGCUCGGAUUGCAACACCUUCGCCGAGUAUGUCAAAAAUCAAGAGUUGGUAUCUGAUUGUUUGAAGUGUUGCUCAGAGGAUUCUGAUGAUUCCAUGAGCAAGAUUACCUAUUCUGGUGCAGUUCUGGAGGUGUGCAUGAGGAAACUAGUAUUCUAUCCAGAAAUUGUUGGUUUCAUUGAAGAAGAGAAGGAAAAGUUCCCUUCUGUAAAAGUUCAAUAUGCGUUCAAUUCUCCUCCAAAGUUGAUCAUGUUAGAUGAUGAUGGGCAACAUAAAGAAACCAUAAGAGUCGACAACUGGAAACGUGAACACAUACUGCAGUUCCUCAGAGAGAAGCUUAAGCCAACUUCAGCAGCAAUCUGACAGAUUGGUUAGGGAUUUCUGGGUUACGGCUGAGCCUGUGUUAGAAUUGUCUUGCUUAACUUGUACCGAACUUCCGAAUUCAAAUCUAUAGAUUACGACAGUACUUGUAAUGGAAAUUGGAAUUUUAGAACUAGGUUCUUGAUUCUGUUACAUCAUUUUAGACCAAUCUGUUUUGAAGGAUGAUUUGUGCUUGUUUCACAGGUAGGAAUGGAAUUAGCAACGAUCCAUUUGGUGUA